Molecule: messenger RNA, 1070 nt
Organism: Rubroshorea leprosula
Lineage: Eukaryota; Viridiplantae; Streptophyta; Magnoliopsida; Malvales; Dipterocarpaceae
Source: the annotation of a GenBank genome assembly
CUGCUGGGUUGUUUUGAACCCAGCAGCUGUUGGGUUUCAAAACCCAACAACUCCACUGGGUUCGAAACAACCCAUCAUGCCUAGGAUAAGGCAAUUUGGUUUGAUGAUGACGAUGAAUUUUGUUUGAUGAUGAUUGUUUGAUUUAGAAUGAAUGAAGAAGAUUCAAGAGGAGGAUGCUGAGGAACAAGAUGAGGGCCAUUUACUUGGUUCGAGAACCCAACAGAUCUGUUGGGUUUCAAAACCCAACAGCUCCACUGGGUUCUUUCGAACCCAACAAGCCUCGGAUGAGGCAAUUUGAAAAUUUCCCCUUUCCUCCAUCAAUGCACUGUCGGAGCUCCUCUUUCACUCAUCUUCUCUAGGUUUUCUCCCUCCAAUUUGAGCUUCUUUCUUUCCCUUUAUGUAAUUUCUAGGUGUAUCGAUAUGGGGUAUUUUCUGAUUGUGGAACCUCUUCAUCUUUCUGUUGUAAUUUUCUUGAUCCUGUAAAUCUCUGAUUCGAUUGAGCUUGUGUUUUGCGGAUGGUUGUUUGAAAUCUCAAUUUUUUCCUCAGUUUAGUUUCGGUUUCAGUGAUAUCUGAAAGAAGAGGAAGGAAAUGGAAUUCUGAUUAUUAGGGAAACUGUUUUUAGCAAUUUUUCCUUCUUUGUUUGUUCCUGAUGAUGGGUCUUCAUGAAAUUAGAAUGAAUUGUGUGAAUUGGGUUUUGACCUUAGGAGAGGAAGUUUCUGUAAUUUGUUUGAUUAAAGUGUUUAAACUGAUUGAGCUUCUGCAUUGAUGAAUUUGUGAUGAUUUUUAGCUUGAAUGUGUGUGAAUGAUCAGAUUUUAAGUUCUAACGUUGCUGGUUCUGGUGGUUGGGUUUAGUGAUUAGGGUGUGGUAAUAUGACUAUGAAUGAGAGGAAGACAAUCGACCUUGAACAAGGAUGGGACUUCAUGCAAAAAGGGAUCACAAGACUGAAGAAUAUUCUUGAAGGGCUGCCGGAGCCUCAGUUCAGCUCUGAGGAUUAUAUGAUGCUCUACACGUAUCCAUUUCCGUUUUAUUCUAUUUGUUUAGGAGUUUAAAUAUACUAAUUGAACUUUG